This is a messenger RNA of Vidua macroura (Pin-tailed whydah), 3391 nucleotides long. It is a transcript of the gene TTC7B, whose product is annotated as tetratricopeptide repeat domain 7B. Gene Ontology annotation, molecular function: protein binding. Lineage: Eukaryota; Metazoa; Chordata; Aves; Passeriformes; Viduidae. The transcript has 20 exons. Gene Ontology annotation, biological process: protein localization to plasma membrane; phosphatidylinositol phosphate biosynthetic process. Gene Ontology annotation, cellular component: plasma membrane. The record is from RefSeq and is a predicted model, not a curated record. The coding region runs from base 84 to 2615 and encodes 843 amino acids.
UCCCGGGGCCGCCGCCGCCCGUCCCCGCCUCCCCCUGCCCGCCGCCCCGGCCCCGUCCCCCGCCGGGGCCCCUCGGCCCGACCAUGGCCACCAGGAAGGCGGGCUCCCGGCUGGAGACGGAGAUCGAGCGGUGUCGCUCCGAGUGCCAGUGGGAGCGGAUUCCCGAGCUCGUCAAGCAGCUCUCGGCCAAGCUCAUCGCGAACGAUGACAUGGCAGAGCUUCUUCUUGGGGAAUCGAAACUAGAACAAUUUUUGAAGGAAAAUACUCUUAAACACAGUAAUAGUCCCCGGGGCCCCCAGCCAAAGCUGACUGAGGUCAGGAAACAUCUCACGGCAGCACUUGAUAGGGGUAAUCUCAAGCCAGAAUUCCUACAAGAAGCUAACCUGAUAAUGGCCAAAUUAAACUAUGUGGAAGGUGAUUACAAAGAAGCUCUGAACACAUAUGCUAGAGUUGGUGUUGAUGACUUGCAGCUGACUGCAGUGCCACCUUAUCGGCUACGGAUGAUUGCUGAAGCAUAUUCUACAAAGGGUCUCUGUCUUGAGAAGCUGCCAAUAUCUUCCUCAGCGAGCAAUCUCCAUGUGGACCGUGAACAAGAAAUUGUUACGUGCUAUGAGAAGGCUGGGGAUAUUGCUCUCCUGUACCUUCAGGAGAUAGAAAGGGUAAUUAAUGCCAACAUACAAAACAGAAGCCCUAAGCCAGGGCCCACUGCACAUGAACAAGAGCUUGGUUUUUUCCUGGAAACAGGACUUCAGAGAGCACAUGUUCUAUAUUUCAAGAAUGGGAACUUGACAAGAGGAGUUGGUAGAUUUAGAGAGUUACUAAGAGCUGUUGAAACAAGAACUACACAAAACCUGCGAAUGACAAUAGCAAGACAACUUGCAGAAAUUUUGUUACGAGGUAUGUGUGAACAGAGUUACUGGAAUCCACUGGAGGAUCCUCCUCACCAAUCACCCCUUGAUGAUCCACUUCGAAAAGGUUCAAAUAUGAAGAAUUAUGCGCUCAGUAGGAGACCACGGGUAUACACUGGAGAAAACAUCUUCUGUCCUCAAGAAAAUACAGAAGAAGCCUUACUCUUGCUGCUUAUUAGUGAAUCUAUGGCUAACCGGGAUGCUGUACUGAGCAGAAUACCAGAGCACAAGAAUGAUCGCAUCAUCAGUUUGCAAAGUGCAUCUGUGGUCUACGAUUUACUUACAAUAGCCUUGGGAAGAAGAGGCCAGUAUGAAAUGCUUUCAGAGUGUUUAGAAAGAGCCAUGAAGUUUGCUUUUGAAGAGUUCCAUCUCUGGUAUCAGUUUGCAUUGUCCUUAAUGGCCGCAGGAAAAUCUGCUCGAGCUGUUAAAGUCUUGAAGGAAUGUAUACGUUUGAAACCAGAUGAUGCAACGAUUCCACUCCUUGCUGCAAAGCUCUGCAUGGGAUCUCUGCACUGGUUGGAAGAAGCUGAAAGGUUUGCCAAAGCAGUUGUUGAUCUUGGGGACAAAACAUCAGAGUUCAAAGCAAAAGGCUACUUGGCACUGGGAUUGACUUACAGUCUGCAGGCAACUGAUGCAUCUUUGCGAGGGAUGCAAGAGGUCUUGCAGAGAAAGGCUCUUCUUGCAUUUCAGAGGGCUCACAGUUUGUCUCCAACGGAUCAUUUGGCAGCAUUUUACUUGGCACUGCAGCUUGCCAUUUCCAGACAGAUACCAGAAGCUUUGGGUUAUGUUCGUCAGGCUCUGCAGCUACAAGGAGAUGAUGCCAACUCUCUUCAUCUCCUUGCACUCUUGCUAUCAGCCCAGAAACACUACCAUGAUGCUUUGAAUAUCAUUGAUAUGGCCUUGAGUGAAUAUCCAGAAAAUUUUAUAUUACUGUUUACAAAAGUCAAAUUGGAGUCCCUGUGCAGAGGCCCAGAUGAAGCACUCCUUACCUGUAAACACAUGCUCCAGAUUUGGAAAUCCUGCUACAAUCUAACUAACCCAAGUGAUUCUGGACGUGGGAGCAGCUUGUUAGACAGAGCUAUUGCUGAUAGACGACAGCUCAAUACAAUUACAUUACCAGAUUUCAGUGAUCCUGAAACAGGUUCAGUCCAUGCCACAUCAAUAGCAGCUUCCAGAGUGGAGCAAGCAUUGUCUGAGGUUGCUUCUUCCCUGCAAAGCAGUGCCCCUAAACAAGGUCCCCUGCAUCCUUGGAUGACUCUGGCUCAAAUAUGGCUUCAUGCAGCUGAAGUCUAUAUAGGAAUUGGGAAGCCUGCUGAGGCCACAGCGUGUACCCAGGAAGCAGCAAAUCUCUUUCCAAUGUCACAUUAUGUUCUCUACAUGAGGGGGCAGGUGGCUGAACUUCGUGGAAAUAUUGAUGAAGCCAAACGCUGGUAUGAAGAAGCCUUAUCCAUUAGUCCUACCCAUGUGAAAAGCAUGCAGAGGCUGGCUCUGAUACUUCACCAGCUUGGGCGCUAUAGCUUGGCAGAGAAGAUUCUCAGAGAUGCUGUCCAGGUGAACUCCACAGCCCACGAGGUCUGGAACAGCCUGGGAGAGGUGCUGCAGGCUCAAGGCAAUGAUGAUGCUGCGACCGAAUGCUUCCUGACGGCACUGGAGCUUGAAGCCAGCAGUCCCGUGGUCCCUUUUACCAUCAUCCCCAGGGUCCUGUGAGAGGGCAUCUCCAUCAACCAGUUUUUGGUCUUGACUUCUGGGUGAGCAAACCCACUCUGUGAGACUGCCUGGUAACUGGUUAGUUUGAGAAACUUCAGAGCUACAGGUUACAAACUCCACUCUUUUGUGGGAAAGUGGCCAGAGCAGGGAGGUGCCACCAUAUGUUAAUGUCAGGCUGAUAGGACAGAGUGGUAAGCCACAGCCAAAUAACUUGUAUUGCCUGCAGUUUUGCCCUGGUAGUUUUAAAACAUCGUUAUAUUGUUCAUGGAUGAUGUGCCAUAUUUUGUUAGUGAAACUGGAGUGUUACAUAAAAUCAUAAUGGAAUCAACUACCAAUUGUAGAAUAAGUUAAGAUUCAGUGGCAGAGCAGACUAUUUUUAACAAGGCUGUUAAUAAAACUGUUCUCUUCCUGCCUCUCAACCUCUUUUGGCCCAAAGUCAAAAUGUGAAUUUUCUGUUUCCAUCUCUAUUUUAGUCCAGGCCAGAAAAUCAGUUGAAUUCUUAUUUUUAGUUGUUAAUAACUGUGAUGUGUGGCUAACUGUUAUCUAGAGCAAAGGCUGAGUACAAGAAUAUUUAUAUUUUACCAAUGUAUGCCUGUUACAAAAAAUAUAUUAGUUAUUUAAGUUUAACUUUUUUAUGUGAAUUCAGAGUUUAUUUAUCAAUGGAAAUAUGUAAAAAGAAGCCUCAAAUGGAAUAUUUACCGACAUUCCUUAUACAUGAACCCAGACUUGGCUAAAUGGGAAGAUUAUGUUAAUAAUAAAAUGAUUUUUAAAUGGAA